Hylaeus volcanicus is the source of this 4600-nucleotide messenger RNA. Its product is annotated as vitellogenin-3. Gene Ontology annotation, biological process: lipid transport. Bases 137 to 4402 code for a protein of 1421 amino acids. The record is from RefSeq and is a predicted model, not a curated record. The transcript is spliced from 22 exons. Lineage: Eukaryota; Metazoa; Arthropoda; Insecta; Hymenoptera; Colletidae. Gene Ontology annotation, molecular function: lipid carrier activity.
UAAUUUAAAGAAGAGAUAAGUUGUACUCACACAGAUGGUGAAAACGUAUUCAUGGGUCACAGAGAUAGGGAUAGUAAGGGUCAUCUCUUGACUUCUAUGAACCCAGUUCACUGUUGUUAAGCUACCAUUAUACAGCAUGAGAUUCACAGAUACUACUUAUGUGUUACAAAUACUGGUACAUAGAUUUGGAAGAAAUGUGUUUAUAUUUCUUCUGUUGUGCAAUAGUUAUACUGCAUGCAGUAUAUUCGAGUCAGGAAAAGAAUACACAUAUUCCUAUAAUGCACUUUCAAGUACCGGUGUUUUGUUACCAUCUAGUGCAUCGUCUUCAUGGGGUUUUCAUGGAAAACUUGUAAUUCAAGCAGAACAAAAUGUAGUUCUAAUGCAGUUGCAGUCAUUGAAAAUAACUACAUGGAAUGGUAACUUACAAGAAAAAGGUGGAGAUUAUGAUACUACUGAUGACAUAGCUGAACUUCUGAAACCAUUUCAAAUUGUAUAUAGAAAUGGUCUUGUUGAAAAUUUCAGCACCGAAACUAUAUCCCCUUGGUCUACAAAUAUAAAAAGAAGUAUAACAGGAAUUUUACAAUUAAAUCUCUCUAAUUUAGAAAAUGAUGCAGCUUUUCAUUCAACUGAAAAAAAUCACUAUGGAGAAUGUAACAUUGAAUACAUUGCUAGUCCUGAAGAAGAAAAUGAAUGGGUGAUAAGGAAAUAUUUUGAUCCUCGAAAGUGCAUUGGUCAUCCUCAUUUUACAUGGUCAAAUGUUCCUAAAAUGUUGUGUCCAAAUGGUGAUCAAAAUCCAAUAUUAAAAUCUAGUGAAAGGUUGUAUAAAGUUAAGAUAAAAGGAUCUGUCAAUGAGAUUUUAUUUGUUAAUGCUUCUGGAGGCAUAUAUAUACAACCUUUUCAAAGUUUUGGAGAAGCACAGUUUCAUUUUACAAGGCAAAUCCUUAAAUUAAUUUCGGUGAAAGACACAAUGAAUAGGAUACUUACUAAAGAUUUACAUCCAAAAGUUCUACAGCAUGAACUUCCAGAACUUGAUCUCACGCAGGGUAGAGGUACUCCUGACAAAAGUACUGUUUUUAAAUCUAUAGGAACUUUAUUAGAUAGACUAAGUCAGAGACUUGAAAAUCCCGGUUUGGAUACAGAGACUCUUAAUUUACAUAAUACAACAAUUUCUGUUUUACUUUACUAUCUUGGGAUGUUAGAUGUUGUUGAUUUACGUACUGCAUACACCAAAAUUUCAGGAACAAGUUACAAAGAAGAAACAAUACGGAAUAUGUUUCUUGAAGCUUUGCCACAAGUUGGUACAAAAGAAGCUGCAUUAUUCAUAUUAGAACUAAUUCAAGAUAGGAAAGUAUCAGACAUGUCUGCAAUUCAACUUCUUACUCAGUUACCAUUUCAUGUAAGAAAACCAGAUGUCCAACUGUUAGUCAAUUUACAAACAUUUCUGAAUUUGCCAGAAAAAUUAUCUCCAGAAGUACAAAACACAGCAAUUCUUACAUAUGGCACAUUGAUUUAUAAAACGUGCUUAUUAUAUUGUCCAUAUGAAAUGUUAGAUGAUUAUGUGCAUCUAUAUCUCGAUAAGUUUACAGAGACAAAGGAAUAUUUGAAGAAAAUGGUUUGGCUAGAAGGUUUAGCAAAUAUACAAUUAGGAAGAGUAGUGGAGUUCUUAGAACCUAUUGCAAGCAGUAAUAAUGCAGAAUCACGUCAUUUUCGUGUUCUUGCUGCCUGGGCAUCGCUUCCAACUGCUCCGCGGAGACCUGAUGUUAUAUAUCCAGUUUAUUGGCCAAUUUUAAUAAAUAGAACUGAACAUUUAGAAAUGAGAGUAGCUGCAUUGACAUUACUUAUUGUUUCGAGCCCUACACCAAGCAGGCUGAUAUCAUUAUAUUGGUAUAUGCAAAGUGAACCCAAUCAACAUUUGUAUAACUAUUUUUAUACCACUCUAAAAUCUAUGGAGCACACCACAUUCCCUUGUUACGUUCAUAUAGGUGCUAUAGCUGCUCAAUUUACACGAGUACUUCGUCGAUCAUCAAAUUAUCAAUAUUUAAUUACUGGUAAUUAUGUAUUUGAUUAUCAAGAUGCAUAUAGAAAAUUUGGUGCAAUGAUAAGUGGUAUUGUCAUUGCUAAUCCUCUAUCAAACAUGCCUGAGGUUUUAUAUGUAACUCUUAAUACUUAUGGAAGUGGAACCAAUAUAAAUCAUGUAUCUUUAUAUAUAAAAGCUGAAGGCCUUCUACAAACAUUAUCAACAUAUCUUGAUGGUCCAACACAAGUACAGGAUAUACUGAAGCAAUUUAAAAUAGACCAAAAGCGAAAUGGACCUGUACAUUUAGAAGUAAUCGCACGUAUUCAAGAGAAAACAAUUUUAUGUCUCCACUUAAACGAAACAAAUAUUAUUGCAGGAUUCAAAUAUCUUUCAUCGCUACCUAAUAAAAUGUAUCAUAUAUAUCAAAACGUGGAAUUUCAUGUUAAUCAACAACGUAUUAAUGUACCAUUAACUCUAGAAUCGGUACAAGUCACAGAUUUGGGAGCAAAUGUUAGAGUUGCAGUUACCACUACAUCAUUAUUCUCAAUGAGGGGAAAUUUUACACGUGUUUCAGUCGGUCGUAAUAAUCAUGUCAUAUUACGAACAUCUAUUCAUGGAUCUCAAUUAAUUGAAAAUUAUAAUCCGUUAAUUGAUGUAUGGCAUAGUGCAGAAAGAGCACAUUCUGUACAUGGAUAUCUUCCAGUCAAUAUUACAAUUGGAUUGCAAAAUCGACCUUUCAUUUCAUAUAAUACUCCAGGGGAACAUCUUAAAAUGGGUUUCACAUUUCAUACCCGAACAUCUACUAAUAUAAGAGGGCCAAAUGUUAGAUCAAAAUUAAGUAAAAUUUGUCCUAAUUGCACCCAACUCUACGUAGUUAAAAAAUCGCCAACAUAUAAACCACAUGAUGUAGAUUUAUUUCAAAUUGACUUGGUAGAAUUAGGAGCUCAAAUAUGUGUAAAACUAUUCGAUUGUGAAAGUAGACUAUCACGAGAAAAAUUAAUUCGUGAUGUGUUUUCUUCGCACCAGGCUAAUUAUCCUAUUUGGCCAAUUCUGCAAUUUGCUUUAACAGCACUUCAUUUCUUAGAUUACUACACAUAUGUACCACCAAAAGGGAGCUGUGGUUUAGCUGCUUAUAUUAGUACAAUUGACACACAACGAACUCAAGUCAGAUUCGAAUAUAUGAAAGGCCUAAACCAUCAUAUGUUCUCUUUAACACGUAGUAAUACCGAAUCAUCAGAUGUUAUUCAACAAUGGAAUUUAGCUGCAGUUUAUGAGAUUACGAGUUGGAUUUCUGACCUACUAAAAAUUAAAGCAACUAAGAUCACACCAGGACAAGAAGUUUUAAAGUUUUGUUUAGAAGCAGAAAAAGAAGUACCUUGGGAAUGGAAUUAUCUUAGUACUAAACCAAGUGAUUCUGCUAGAAUUGUAAUAAAUGCUGUUUGGGGACCUUCUAAUACAGCAAAAGGUAAAUGUAGCGGAUCCUCAGUUACGUUAAAUUUACUUGGUGAAAUUAGCGAAGAUCAAUUAAAAGAAGUUAAAGAAGCAAAGUGGCCCUAUGAAGAAUGUCGGGAACAGUCUAAAGGAAAACAAUUUUCUCCAUUCUCUGAUGCAUGUUAUGAAGCUUCAAGGGAGUUAUCUACUCUAAGGAAAUAUCAAAUUAUUGUACAACAUGAAAAUGUACCAGCAAGCUUAAAACGGUUAGCUUGGAAAUUUCGUGCCUUCUAUGAUCUUAUUGGCGGAAAUAGUAGUUCUGAUUCCACUUCAAAUGAAUUCACUGUAAUUGCAACAUUUCCAAAGGAUUCAGAUACUGGCGAAUUAUCGCUCAACAAUGAUAAAGUAAUUAUCGAAUAUAAUUACAAUUUUGUGGAUUACUUUUUAACAAGAACUAGAAUUCAUAAAUACAUGGAUUGGUCAAUUAUAAGAACAUUUUUUGGCACAUGUAUUGUGACGCCAGAUUUUAUAAGAUCGAUUUACAACGUAAAUUACUCGUUCCGUAACAAACGUGAAGUUUUGUUACUUGGUCAAUGUUUCAAUGAAAAUCCAAAAUAUGCAUUAUCAGCGCGAAAUGAUCUAUAUGGUGUCAACGUCAAUAUAUAUGACGAAAUAGAUAAUGUACGAAUUGUACCUAAUAGAACCGGAGGAACGGUAUACAAUGAUACAACAUAUAUUUCAUUACCUCAAAGUUAUAUAUUUCACUCCCUAGGUUCUAAAAGGGUGAGAUUGGAUGUUAAUACUAUUGACAUGAUAGUUCCAAAUCUCUAUUUAUAUAUGCAUUGGACUCAAGAACAAAUUCUUCUGUUCUUUCCAAUGUAUUUACUAGAAUUUAGUUGUGGUAUAUGUACACUAGACUCUCUCAAUACUGAUAGUUUAUACGAAAAAUUAUAAAACUGUUUAUUUAUGCACAAAGUUGAUUUAAUAUGUAAUAGAUAUUCACGAUUAAGUAACAUUUACCUUGUUACUUGGGUUGGUACAUUACCACAAUUAAAGCAUUUGUAAGGUGGUUAAUUGUAAAAAUAGUAUUUAAUUUUAAUAAAUAUAUAAUUGUAAUAUAGACGAACUUGUAAAUGCUGCAAGAAAUUGGAC